Molecule: messenger RNA, 1711 nt
Organism: Suillus fuscotomentosus
Lineage: Eukaryota; Fungi; Basidiomycota; Agaricomycetes; Boletales; Suillaceae
Product: major facilitator superfamily domain-containing protein
Exons: 13
Coding region: 302-1711 (469 amino acids)
Biological process (GO): transmembrane transport
Molecular function (GO): transmembrane transporter activity
Source: RefSeq, a predicted model, not a curated record
CAUCUCAUGUAUUUUUCUUUCCUUUUUUUGCUCUGGGACAAUGAUCGUUGACUCGCAUAGUUUAAAAGUGUGCAUGAUGACGGUGAAUUGCUGCUGGAUCACCAUUAAUCACGUAGUUGUCUGCGAACUUCGUAACAUACUCAGGAUACUCAACGAGCGUAUUGAUCGGGAAAUUCCGUAGGGGAAGUAGAACUUAUUUUGGUCACUUACUAGCGAUCAAUCGGACCUUGCACGAUCGAGGUACGUUGCUGAUAUUAAUAUCUUCCGCGCUAUCCACGAGACUUCAAGCACACGAUUCACGAUGGCUUCAGACUCAGAAGAAAGCCCUAUGCUGGAGCCCACCGCGCAUGAAUCUAUCUAUGACAGAUUCGUGCCACAUCAAAAGAGGUGGAUUCUGUUUCACGUGUCCUUUGUGGGUUUGUUGGCUAUGUUCGUCCAAGUGACGUUCGUGCCUUCCAUCCCUCAGAUAGCUAAAGAUCUCAACGUAACGGAUGCUGUCGUCAGCUUGGCUUUCAGCCUAUCGAUCUUUGCUAAUGCCAUUGGAGAGUUGAUUUGGUCUACUUAUUCGUCUUUCUUUUUCGAGUUCAACCCCAGUCUUUCAGAUGGUCGCCGACCGAUAUAUCUCUGGGGAAUGCCGUUUCUAUGUGUUGGGAGCUGUGGUGUCGCCCUGUCCGCUUCGUUGCAGAGUCUGUUAUUUUGGCGAUUCGUCCAGAUGUUUGGAUGCUCUGGGGCGUUGUCGUUGGGGGCUGGGGUAAUUGGUGACAUCUAUAAAUUGGAGGAGAGAGGAACUGCUAUCGGGGCAUUCGUUAGUGUCACAAUCAUCGGGUACGCUGUUGCCCCGUUUGUUGGAGGUGCGGCAACACAGUAUUGGUCCUGGCGCAAUUUGCAUUAUUCCAUUGGCGCAUGGGGAUUACUCGAGAUGCUUUUCAUAUACCUCUCGUUUCCUGAGACGACCCAUCCCGGCACAUUGGGCAUCGAUAAACUGCCAUCCAGAAGAUCGAUGCAUAUCGCAUGGAUUAAUCCUCUGAGCAGUCUUUGGUUGCUUCGCAGUCCGAACCUGUUCGCGGUUAUGCUCGUGUCAACUAUAAUAACCAAUACUAACUAUAUUCUCCUCGUACCGCUAGCGUAUACUAUUGGCGUCCGGUAUGGAAUCACGAACGAGGCCAUCAUCGGCGCGUUUUUCCUCCCAAACGGACUGGGAAGCUUCACCGGAGCUCUGAUCGCUGGCCGCCUAUCAGACACUGUAGUAAGAAGAUGGCGGGAGAAGCGCGGAGGAGCGUGGUGUCCCGAAGACCGCUUAAGAGCAGCGUGGAUCGGAGGGUUUAUCGUUCCAUUGUCUAUCGGGGCGUCAGGGCUGAUUACGACGUAUAUUGGGGGCCCAAUCGGCCUUGGGCUGAAUAUAUUAUGCCUCUAUGCGAAUGGAGUGGGGGUCGACUUAGUGUUGAAUCCUAUCAACACUUAUAAUGUGGACGUAAUGCAUUCUCGAAGCGCAGAGGCCACAGCUGCUUGCAUGGCGAGUCGGUCGCUCAUUAUGUCUGCUGCCACUGCUGUUAUUGUUCCAUCGAUCGAGCGCAUGGGUGUUGCGUGGACGGACAUCAUCGCGGCUGUCUUUGCAGUCAUUGGACAAUGGAUCCUUUCCUUGACAAUUCGCUAUGGCGAUCGCAUGAGGGCGAGCAUAGAUGUUGGUUUCUCGACACUGGAGAAUAACUGA